Insectozyma verbasci is the source of this 2212-nucleotide messenger RNA. Lineage: Eukaryota; Fungi; Ascomycota; Pichiomycetes; Serinales; Debaryomycetaceae. The record is from the annotation of a GenBank genome assembly.
AUGAAGUUUAUAAGCUUUUUAGCUUUCAUAUUAUUAACUAGCUUAGUUACUGCUCAUGGUGAAGGAAAUGGUGUACCAUAUACAAAAUAUGAACAUUCAAAACCUAUUUAUUGUUGUAAUUAUGAAAUUAGACAAGCAGUAACAUACUGUCCUCCAGGUAACUAUACUUGUUUGUGUUCAAACAAAAAUGCUUUAGCUACUUAUGCUGGUUGUUUGUCUUACAAGAAAAGAAAUGGAACCCACACAUUACAUUUUAUGGAACAUUGGUGUGAGGAAAAUGGAAAUGUGACACUUGCUGAAGAUUGGUAUAAGAAUUCAUAUAAACACUUCUUAGAUAAUGCUAAAAGUGCAUCUGAAAUACCAAGUUUUAACAAGUCAAAACCAAUUGAUGUACCGUUCAAAUUGAAUACUUCAGAAAUGGAUUUGUUCAAAAGAGCAUAUGAUGUUUUCCUUGACAACUACGACGAUUCUUUAUAUUAUUCAUCGGCUAUAUUAGGUUAUUGGUUAUUAAUUUUCAUAAUUGGUGCUUUUAUGAAUUGGUCAAAAUUCUUAUUCCCAGGUUUUUACAAAAAAGCUACAAAUCCAGUAGUAAACUAUUGGAGAAAAUAUAUAACUAUGCCAGCAACAUUUCACAAAAAGAAAUCACAAGAGCAAAAGUUUUUGAAGAUAUUUGAUUUUUUGAUUCCAUCAAGAUUUGAAUCAAUAGUCCUUUUCAUAUUUUAUGUGAUGGUUAUCGUUGUUCAUUGUAUGAAUGUCGAAUUCGUUGAAAAAGAUCCUUUGUUUUAUACAGCUUAUAGAGCUCAAUGGAGAUAUAUUGCUGAUGUAUGUAACACCCGAUAUCAAUGUGUGGAUAAUACUAACCUUUAAAUUUUAGAGAUCAGGUAUUGUUGGUACGUUUAUUACCCCAUUCGUUUAUUUGUUGGCUGGUAGAAAUAACUUUUUACAAUGGUUGACUGGCUGGAAUUAUAAUGUAUUCAUUACAUUUCAUAAACAUACGGCUAGGGUAAUGUUUUGUUUGAUCGCAAUUCAUGCAGUUGGUUUCACAAUAUUGUUGAUUGGUAGAUAUGCAGCAGAAAUGAAAGAAACCUAUAUGAUUUGGGGAACUUUAGCUACAGUUGCAGGUGGUAUAAUGUUGGUUCAAGCAAUGUUAUUUUUCAGAAGAAGAUGGUAUGAAUUAUUUUUAUUGAUCCACAUUUUGAUGGCAGUAUUUUGGUUAGCUGGUACUUGGAUUCAUGUUGAUAAAUUGGGUUAUAUUCAAAUGGUCUAUCCAGCAGUAGCUGUUUGGGUUUUUGAUAGAAUAGUAAGAGUUGGUAGAUUAAUAUCAUUUGGUUUUCCAACUGCAACUGUUACUUUAGAAUCAAAUGAAACUAUAAAAAUUGUUGUACCAAAACCAAGUUACUGGAAAUCAAUUCCAGGUGGGCAUGCAUUUAUUCAUUUUUUGAAACCCACAUAUUUUUGGCAAUCACAUCCAUUUACGUUUACUGAAGAAUCAGAUAAUAGUAAUAUAGUCUUUUUUGCUAAAGUUAAAGGUGGUGUCACUCAUAGUUUAUAUCAAACAUUAGCAAAAGCUCCAGGUAGAUCAAUUAAAAUAAAAGUUGGAGUUGAAGGUCCAUAUGGAGAAGCAACACCCGCUAAAUAUGCUGAUACUCCAGUAUUUGUAGCUGGUGGAAAUGGUAUACCUGGUAUUUAUUCCGAAGCUAUUGAUAUUGCUAAGCAUUUACCAAAAGAUAGUAACAAAGUUGUCAAAUUAACAUGGAUAAUAAGAGAGUAUUCAAAUUUGAUAUGGUUUUACAAAGAAUUACAAGCAUUGAAGAAUUUAAAUGUGCAAACUACUGUUUAUGUUACAAAACCAGAAAUUUUAACUGAUUUAGAACAAUUCAACACUAAAUGGUCGAGUGGCGAAGAAUCGGAAUCUGUUGAAAAAGGAGAUUCAUUAAAAGAAGAGGUCAAGGAAGAUGUAACUAGUACCGAUAUUGGACCUAUUAUCCAAAACCUUAAAUCGGAAUUAUCACAUAUUACAAUUUUAGAAGGUAGACCAAAUUUGGAAACUUAUGUUGCUAAAGAAAUCGAAGAAUCCAAUGGAUCGUUAGGAUUUGUUGCUUGUGGUCACCCGGCUAUGGUUGAUGAAUUAAGAUUUCAAGUCAGUGAAAUGGUUACAAAAUCUAAGGGUAAAAGACUUGAUUUUUAUGAACAACUUCAAAUCUGGGCUUAA